ACAAGCUUUGCUUUAGAUGCCAAAACAACCCUCUUGAUUCUUGGUCGGAAUGUUUCACCGUUUUCCAUCGCUAAUGGAGCCGUUUCUCCGGAGAGUCUCGGAGCGUUGGCCAGCCAUCGUUCAAGCUACAACGUGGACAGUGCUUCUCAUGUUCACCGUAGCCAUCGCUUCUUUCGCUCCAGAGUUGGCUUUUGUGUCUACGGUAUCGUCUUCCUGUGGCGGAGGUGAUGGUUUCGUGAAGAUUCCGAUGGAUUUUCCGGGGGAGAGUGUGUGUGUUCCGUCUCACAUGGUGAAGAGAUCACGUUUCGAUUUGUUCGUGCCUUCUAUUUUCGCGGGGGUUAUGGUGACUGCGUCGGCUUGUUUGAUCCGAUCGUGUUUUGGGACAGAGAACGUGGACGAUGUAUGAAAGUUGUAAUAAACAAAUUUUUUAUUUUAUAAAAUAACUUGCAACGUAAAACUACAUUUCUUUGGCCAGACAUUAUACAAUAAUAGUUGAAUGUGUUAGGUAU
Molecule: messenger RNA, 509 nt
Organism: Eruca vesicaria subsp. sativa (arugula)
Lineage: Eukaryota; Viridiplantae; Streptophyta; Magnoliopsida; Brassicales; Brassicaceae
Source: the annotation of a GenBank genome assembly